UGGGGGGAGGGAGGGAGGGAGGGAGAGGGGAAAGAGCUGUAAAAAAAAAAAAAUCACCUGUGUUCGAUUGUAAAAUAUAGUUUGCUGUAACGCCUACGCGGCAGCUUGUAAUUUGCGGGUGUAAAGUGAAGAGAAACACCCGACCGGCCUGAAGGCUCUCCCGAGUGAGAGAAAUAGAGAGUGCCGGGGAGGAGGGGGAGACCAACUUUUCUGACGGGGCAAGGUGCCACGUAUGGGAUGAUGAUUGAUGGGUAACAGGCGGUGGAUAGAUUUUGCUUUAUAGGAACCAAAACGGCGCGUUUUCUUGGAAUGCGUUGUCCUACAGGUUCGGAGCAGUUCAUGAGCUUCUUCUCUUAUCUUUUAUCUGAAGCCUGUGAUUUUUGAAAUGAGGGUUUCACGAAGCCUUGAGGUCUGGAAAAUGGGCACCAUUAACUAUUUGGAUGCACUAAGGGUGCAGGAACAGCUGGUCUCUAAUAGAAAAGCUCAUAAAAUUCCGGAUACUCUGUUGUCCCUGCAACAUCCACCUACAUAUACCCUUGGUAAACGACGAACUGAUCACAAUUUAUUGAUCCCUGAGUCUGACCUUAAAAAGAUGGGAGCUGAACUUCACUACACACAAAGAGGAGGAGAUAUCACAUUUCAUGGUCCACAUCAAGCCAUUUUGUAUCCCAUUAUUUCUCUUCGGGAUAUUGGACUUGGUGCUCGUAAUUAUGUGGAGAAGCUUGAGUUAACUAUGAUUGAACUGGCAUCUCUUUACGGUGUGAAAGCUUGUGCUGGGCAAGCAGGCGAAACUGGUGUUUGGGUUGGAGAGAGAAAGAUUGGUGCUAUUGGGGUUCGAAUUUCAUUUGGAAUCACCUCUCAUGGGUUGGCCUUCAACAUCGAUCCUGAUUUGAACUAUUUUAAGCAUAUUGUACCUUGUGGGAUUGCCGAUAAAGAAGUUACGUCUUUGAGAAAGGAGACAGAUUUGGUGCUUCCUGCUGAAGGAGUAGUUCAUGAGCAGUUAAUUUCUUGUUUUGCAAGACAGUUUGGUUAUAGCAAUCUUCUUUGGAAGGAGAAUGGAUUAAUUUCGUAGAAAGGAAGGAGAAAACUGAAGGUCAUGCUAUUGUCUACCACAAUCAGUCUAUGGAAGCGCUAUUGCACUCUAUUUCAAUUUAUUUAUUGAAAUGUACUACAGAAAAUGUUGAUUUCUUUUUUGAUGUUUUUAAAAUGUGUUAGCGUUGAUUCCAGUUUAUGUAUGGGAAAAACUAAUGAAAUUCGGGUAUUACAAGAUCUUGUAAACUUGUCAGAAAAGCAAAAAAGUCCCAAGUUUUUGUAAUAUCUGUGGCUGUUACCACUUUCCUGAUGUGGACUUGGAGCCGUCAAAACAGUCACAACAGCUUUGCAAGGGGAUGAAAGAUGAGCUUGAUGGAGAAAUGGUUGCUUUGGGCAAUGAACGGGGACAUUAAGGAGAGAGCCUCAACAUCGGCAAUGGUAGGGAACCCCGAACGAGCAAUACAUUCAAGUAAAGGAUCAGUUUUGCAUGGGUUGUCCAGGGCUUGGUGGAAUUUUUCGUUGUUUCUGACUUCCAACUUUAUUUUAUCUCAUCAAUAUUUGAAGGUUUCUAUGCAUUCUUUUGUAAGAGAAGAGACUAUUGAAUCGUGUUGUGAGAAUACAAAAUGGAACUGUUUUGUCAA
This is a messenger RNA of Juglans microcarpa x Juglans regia, 1673 nucleotides long. Its product is annotated as octanoyltransferase LIP2, mitochondrial. Gene Ontology annotation, biological process: protein lipoylation. Gene Ontology annotation, molecular function: lipoyl(octanoyl) transferase activity. Gene Ontology annotation, cellular component: mitochondrion. The record is from RefSeq and is a predicted model, not a curated record. The transcript has 2 exons. NCBI's taxonomy places the organism in Eukaryota, Viridiplantae, Streptophyta, Magnoliopsida, Fagales, Juglandaceae. Bases 386 to 1072 code for a protein of 228 amino acids.